UGGGACAGCGACCACAUCUACCUGAUCAUGGAGUUCUGCGCCGGGGGGGACCUCUCCCGCUUCAUCCGGAUGCGCAGGAUCCUCCCCGAGAAGGUGGCGCGCAUCUUCCUGCAGCAGCUUGCCUGUGCCCUGAAGUUCCUCCACGACCACAACAUCUCCCACCUGGACCUCAAGCCGCAGAACAUCCUCCUGAGCGCCCCGGAGAACCCCCAGCUGAAGCUGGCAGAUUUCGGGUUUGCGCAGUACAUGUCGCCGUGGGACGAGAAGCACGUUCUGCGGGGCUCCCCGCUCUACAUGGCCCCCGAGAUGGUGUGCCGCCAGCAGUACGACGCCCGGGUGGACUUGUGGUCGGUGGGCGUCAUCCUUUAUGAAGCUCUUUUCGGGAAGCCACCCUUUGCCUCCCGCUCCUUCGCCGAGCUGGAGGAGAAGAUCCGCAGCGACCGGGCUGUCGAGCUGCCCAGCCGGCCCCUGCUCUCCCCGGAGUGCCGGGAUCUCUUAGGACAGCUCUUGGAGAGGGACCCUUUGAAACGCAUCUCCUUCGAGCGCUUCUUUGCCCACCCCUUCGUAGAUAUGGAGCACAUCCCUGGCCCUGAGAGCCUCUGCAAGGCGACUGAGCUGGUGGUGGAGGCGGUGAAGAAGGAUCAGGAGGGGGAUGCCUCCACCGCCCUCUCCCUCUACUGCAAAGCCCUGGAGUAUUUUGUGCCAGCUCUGCACUAUGAAAGCGAUGCUCGCCGGAAAGAAGCCAUCCGGGCCAAGGUGGGGCAGUACAUCUCCCGAGCAGAGGAGCUGAAGGCGUUGGUCACCUCCAGCAGCAAGAGUCUCCUGCAGCAAGAGAACCCGGCCAGGGAGCUCCUUAAAGAGAUGGCCAAGGACAAGCCUCGGCUCUGCGCUGCGCUGGAAAUGGCUUCUGCUGCCAUCGCUAAGGAGGAGGAAGGCAAAGACGACGGUGACACCUUGGAGCUCUACCAGCAGAGCCUGGGCGAGCUGCUGCUCCUCCUGGCCGCGGAGCCUGCGGGGAGGCGGCGGGAGCUGCUCGCGGAGAUCCAGACCCUGAUGGCCCGAGCUGAGUACCUGAAAGAUCAGCUGAAGAUGCGGGAGGCGCAGUCCCUGGGCAAAGAGGCGCUGGCGGAGCCCGUCCGGAGCA
Messenger RNA from Leptosomus discolor (cuckoo roller), 1144 nucleotides. The record is from RefSeq and is a predicted model, not a curated record. NCBI's taxonomy places the organism in Eukaryota, Metazoa, Chordata, Aves, Leptosomiformes, Leptosomidae.